Meloidogyne enterolobii is the source of this 631-nucleotide messenger RNA. The record is from the annotation of a GenBank genome assembly. NCBI's taxonomy places the organism in Eukaryota, Metazoa, Nematoda, Chromadorea, Rhabditida, Meloidogynidae.
UACAAAAUUAAUAAAAAGUUUUCGUUUAUUCGGACUUUCUUUGAUGGAAUGUAGAAAAGGAUUGGAAAAUCAAGUUUAUGAUGAAUAUAGAGUUGCUUCUACACAUUUUCAUAAUAAUCAUGCAAGAUAUGUUCAAUUUUUGAAGAUUGUGGGGAGUUCUCCAAGUGUGCAUCUUCAACAAGAAAUAAAUUCAAAUUUGGCCAAUAAAUUUAAAGAGAACUCUUCCUGUAUAUUUUCUUAUCUAAAUUGGAAGAAAACAAUAAUGGACUCUUGUGGUAAUUCAAGUAAUGGAAGUAGUUGUAGUGGGGGUAGAAGUAAUAAAAAAUAAAAGUUUUUUUUUCAUUUAUUUUUUGUCCUUUUUUCGUGUUUGUGUUUUAACCAGAAAAAUUUUUUUUAUUUCUCCUCAAAUUUUUUUAAAUUUUUCCCUCUCUCGCCAUAAAUUCAUUUUAUUGAUAAAAAUUGGUCUGAUUUUUUUUAUUUUUUUAAUAAUUAUUUGUUUUAUAAUACAUUCAAUUUUUUUAAAAAUUUUUUCUUUUCGUUUUAAAAAUUUGGGAGCGUGUUUGUGUUACAAUUUUUGCGGACGUCUUUUUUCGCACAUUUUCCGUGUUGGUUUUAUUUUUCCGUGGGUAGU